UCUCUUCACACUCAACCCACACCCUAAAAACCCAUGUCUCAACCGCCGGCAACCAACUAUCCCGCCGGCGGCCACAACUCCUCCGCCACCACCAUUGAAGUACCACCACGUCAUCACCCCCCAAAAAAAGUCUUAGCUGACCUCAACGUUGACCCUCCUACUGAAUUUGAUCCCCUGGAUUCUUUCCCCACCACCAGGUUGAGUAAUGAAGAAAUUAAUCAAGAUAAAAUGAGUUUAUUGGGAAAAGAUUCUGACUUGGUAGAAGUAGAAGGUAAACAGUCGAAAAAGUUGGUAAAAUCGCGUUCAAGGAUCGGAAAGAUGGAAAUUCCCAUUGAUUGUGGAGGUGAUGCAGAAGGUGAUCAUAAUAGUCCUGGUAUUCCGUCUUCUCGUGAGGAAAAAGUUAGCAGCCUUAAGACGGGCUUGGUACAUGUUGCAAGAAAGAUGCCGAAGAAUGCUCAUGUUCAUUUUAUACUUGGAUUAAUGUAUCAAAGAAUGGGACAACCACAAAGGGCAGUUAUGGCAUAUGAAAAGGCCGAGGAAAUCUUACUUCGUGGUGAUGAGGAUGUUGAUAGGCCAGAUUUACUUUCUUUGGUUCAGACUCAUCAUGCACAGUGUAUUUUGCUGGGAAGUUCAGAGGAGUAUGGUUCAGGAAAAGAACCGGAGGGUAAGGAGCUUGAAGAAAUUAUUAGCAAGUUAAAUGAGUCGAUGACAAUUGAUGUUAAACAAGCAUCUGUUUGGAACACUUUAGGUGUAUUGCUAUUAAAAGCUGGCCAUUUGCAGAGUGCUAUAUCGGUACUUUCAUCUUUGCUGGCGGUUGCUCCUGAAAACUUGGACUGCAUUGGGAACCUUGGAAUGGCUCAUCUUCAAAAUGGAAAUUUGGAGCUUUCAGCAAAAUGUUUCCAAGACCUCAUCUUAAAAGACCAAAAUCACCCUUCUGUUUUUAUCAACUACGCUGCCCUUCUUUUGUGUAAAUAUGGUUCCGUAGUCGCAGGUGCGGGGGCAAAUGGUGACAAUGGGGCUUGUGAGGAUAGAGUUACUGCAAUUAAUGUUGCUAAAGAAUGUUUAUUAGCUGCUGCAAAAGCAGAUCCAAGAGUUGCUCAUGUGUGGACUAAUCUUGCUAAUGCAUAUUACAUGGCUGGUGAUCAUAAACACUCGGGGAAGUGCUUGGAGAAGGCUGCAAAGUUGGAGUCCAAUUGUUUGGCAACUCGAUAUGCUGUGGCCGUUCACCGAAUCAGGGAAGCUGAAAGGUCACAAAAUCCUAGUGAACAGCUUUCAUGGGCUGGAAAUGAAAUGGCUUCUAUACUUAAGGAAGGGGAUGCUCUUGCGGUUGAGCUCCCCAUUGCCUGGGCAGGGCUUGCCAUGGUUCACAAGGCCCAACAUGAAAUUGCAGCAGGGUUUAAGAUUGAACAGAAUGAAUUAAUGGAGGUUGAAGAACGAGCAAUUUACAGUUUAAAGCAGGCAAUAUCAGAAGACCCAAAUGAUUCAGUACAAUGGCAUCAGCUUGGGCUACAUAGUCUGUGUACCCAAGAAUUUAAAACAUCCCAAACAUACCUCAAGGCCGCCGUGGCCCGUGACAAGGAAUGCUCUUAUGCUUGGUCAAAUCUAGGCAUCUCUUUGCAACUAUCUGAGCCAUCUUCUUCACAAGCUGAAGAAGUAUAUAAACGAGCCUUGUCGUUGGCAAAACCCGAACAGGCACAUACGAUCUUCUGUAAUUUGGGAAACUUCUAUCGACAGCAGAAGCAAUAUGAAAGUGCAAAGGCUAUGUUUACAAAGUCAUUAGACUUGCAGCCUGGUUAUGCACCGGCAUAUAACAAUCUAGGGCUUGUAUUUGUUGCCGAGAAGAGAUGGGAAGAAGCCAAGUUCUGCUUCGAUAAAGCACUUCAGGCUGACCCAUUACUGGAUGCAGCUAAAUCCAAUUUGAUUAAAGCAGCAGCCAUGUGUAGAGUGUGUGCACCAAGUCUCAAUUGAGGUUGUAUGUUUAAUCUUUGUUGACAUUAAAUUUUUACUCAUUUCUGGGGUUAGAGUCACUAAUUUGUAUAUAAUGCAUAUAUUUAGAUCUUCAAUUUCCCCAGUUUGUCUGGUCGCUCUCUUGUAUUCAAACGACAUCAUUCAGAUCAAGAAAAGUCAGAGUUAUGUUUUCAUGCACAAAA
Molecule: messenger RNA, 2150 nt
Organism: Erigeron canadensis
Lineage: Eukaryota; Viridiplantae; Streptophyta; Magnoliopsida; Asterales; Asteraceae
Product: probable UDP-N-acetylglucosamine--peptide N-acetylglucosaminyltransferase SPINDLY
Exons: 11
Coding region: 34-1968 (644 amino acids)
Molecular function (GO): protein binding
Source: RefSeq, a predicted model, not a curated record